Acanthisitta chloris (rifleman) is the source of this 6472-nucleotide messenger RNA. RefSeq names its product otogelin-like. The transcript is spliced from 33 exons. Gene Ontology annotation, biological process: L-arabinose metabolic process. The record is from RefSeq and is a predicted model, not a curated record. Lineage: Eukaryota; Metazoa; Chordata; Aves; Passeriformes; Acanthisittidae. The annotation marks the transcript as partial. Gene Ontology annotation, cellular component: extracellular matrix. Gene Ontology annotation, molecular function: alpha-L-arabinofuranosidase activity.
UCUUGUUAAACAUGGGGAUAUGUGCUUGGAUGCAGAUGAAUGUCCCUGUUCAUGGAAAGGAAAGGAAUACUUUCCAGGUGACAAAGUAAUUUCUUCCUGUCAUACAUGUGUUUGCCAGCAUGGAUCAUUUCAAUGCACCUUCCAUCCUUGCCCAUCAAUGUGCACUGCGUAUGGGGAUCGGCAUUACAGAACAUUUGAUGGACUAACUUUUGACUUUGUUGGAACUUGUAAGGUUUACCUAGUUAAGAGUACUUCAGCCAGUUUUUCUGUUAUGACAGAGAAUGUUGACUGUUUUAGCACUGGAAUCAUUUGCAGAAAAAACAUUUUCAUCAAUGUUGGAAAAUCGGUUUUAGUAUUUGAUGAUGAGACUGGAAAUCCAAGCUUAUCUAGUUACAUAGAUGAACGACAAAAAGUGCAGUUAUGGAAAGCUGGAUUUUUCACUGUUGUUCAUUUUCCUUCUGUGGGUGAAUUGACUGGAUUAUGUGGCAAUUUUGAUUUGAAGACUGUAAAUGAAUUGAGGACUCCAGAUAAUUUUGAAUUAACAAACUCACAAGAGUUUGGAAACAGCUGGACAGCUGUAGAGUGUGUUGACAGCUCUGACAUUCGAAAUCCAUGCAGCUUGAAUCCCCUUAGAGAGCCGUUUGCCAAGAAGGAAUGUGGAAUUCUGUUAAGUGAAUCAUUUGAAGCUUGCCAUCCAGUGAUUGACGUCACCUGGUUUUACUCCAACUGCUUGACAGAUACAUGUGGUUGUAACCAAGGAGGUGACUGUGAGUGUUUCUGUACAAGUGUAUCGGCAUAUGCCCAUCAGUGCUGCCAGCAUGGAGUUGCUGUAGACUGGAGGUCUCCUAGAGUGUGUCCUUAUGAUUGUGAAUACUUCAACAAAGCUCUGGGAAAAGGACCAUACAAACUGGUUAGCUACUUGGAUGGAAAAUUUGUAAUGGCAGUGAAGCUGGUGGAUGGUGGUGUUUUCCCAGUGAGAGAAGAAGAUAUUGUUCCUGGACAUGCAGUGAGCUUUAUGCUGACUUCAGGACUUUAUAAACCCAAAGCACAUGAUUCCAACUUGAUUUCAUUUGAAACAGCAGAGAGACCAAACUAUUUUCUUCAGUUGGUCGCCAAUAAUAGUCUUGUUCUUUCUAAAUGGAAGAAAACAGAAGAGUUUCACAACAGAUCCACAUUUGUCAUUCACAAGAAUACGUGGCUUUCAGGAUACAGUUCCUUUGAGUCAUUUGCAAAACCAGGAUACUUCAUCCACAUUUCAGCCUCUUCAGUUCAGCUUUUGAAGUACCAUCAUUCAGAGGAGUUCAGACUGUCAACUCUUUUUAAUCUUGUGGAUGUUGAAUUCAAGUUUCUGUCCCGUUCUACAUGUGAAUGGCAUUAUGAUGCCUGUACAAGCCCUUGUUUUAAGACAUGCAGGGAUCCUUUGGGGAAAACCUGUCAGGAAGUACCAAAAGUGGAAGGAUGUGUCCCUGCCUGUCCUCUCAAUAUGCUGCUGGAUGAAAUCACUCAAAGAUGCGUGUAUUUUGAAGACUGUAUUGAACCUGCAGAUGAUAGUCCACCUUUGUCUCCCAGCAUUCAAACACCAGCAGUUUCACACAUAACUUCAAAUGCAAGUUUGACAGUGAUCAGUGAAGCAGUAACUUCACUUCCUGUACCUGAAGCAAAGGAUAUGGAAAUAACACUUGCUUCAAAAUUGCAACCCUCUGCAACUACAGGGAAAAUUGAAUUUUCAGCUGUUACAUCUAAUACAACACUUCCAAUCAUAAGUUUAUCAUCAAAUAUUUCUUCACAGCCAACAGAAACAACUUCUGGGAGAAGCACUACAGCAGUGACUGAGACAUCAAAAUCUAGUCUAAGCUUGUCUGCUUCUGUUGACAUUUCUCCUUUGCUUCCUUCUACUGUCAGUUCAGAAGCUUCCACAAGGAUGCAACUGAUCAGUAGUGGUUCCACUAAAUUAUUGAGGGCUACAGAACCUCAGACAGUAACUGCUACACAUGCAGUGACUACAAGCACAGAAUCAGAAGGCAAACCAAUUGCUACUUCUAUUUUUACUGGAGCACCAGUUAUACUUGGAACAUCUAAAAUAAUGGAGAUACCAGAAAUAGCCACAACACCUCCCAUGAAAGAAGUACAAGUAAAACCAGAACGACCUACAACUUUUACACCCAGUUCAUUUGAAUCAGUAACAGAAAAAACUACUGCAUAUCUGCCACAGCUUUCCACAUCACCACCUCUGGGUGUGCCUUCAUAUACAUCACCAGUAAACUUAACAGUAACUCCAGAAGGAGCAAAAAUAAGUGUAGGACAGUCUUCUAGCACAGUAGCUAAUGUUACAGUAACAUCACCUUUUCCUGUGCUCACUACUUUGCUAAAACCAGUAUCUUCAGCAAUAACAAAAGCAGCAGCUGUUUUAACCAAACAAAGCAUGAAGACUACAUUUUUACCAACAUCCAUACCACCUAUUUCAUUAGGAAAGGCAAUUACAGAACCUCCUCUUGCAAUGGUUCAACACUUGACUGGUACUGCAGAGGUACCUUUCACUAUAGGUACAGAGACAACAACUCUGCAAACUCAAGAGACAUCAUCAACACCACCUUUGGUAUCAUUUACAACCCAUAAAAAGGAAAUUCCCCAAACAACAUCUCAUGUGGAGCAUAUGUCAAGUUCCUAUUUCCCUCCCUAUUCACUACUCCCUAGUUUUACAACUGAAAAAUCCUUCACUCUUUCUACAAAAAGAUCUUCAGUUUCUGUUCCUACACCUUCUUCUCCAGCUUCAGGUGAAUUAAAAAAAACAUUUAAAACUGUUUCAACUACAGGAUAUCCCUUAGAUAUUGUUCUAAACACAACAGAGUUCCUGACUACAUUAUACACUAAACAUCCUGUUGUGGCUGAGACUAUCAGAGUGACACCUAUAUCUGUUGAGGUAACAUCCAAAAUAACAUCCCCUUUUGAACUAGCAGCAAAGUCAACUUUAUUUCCUGGAAAAACACCUACUGAAUACAAGUCAGCUCUGGUCUCAAGUACGGUGAAGACAAGCACUUCAGCAUAUUCAGAUAGUGUUACCACAUCAGCAAUGAAAACCAAAGAAACCACCACAGUUCCUUUUGUAGCUACCAAGUCAUCUCAAAGAACAUCUAUCACUGGAGCUCCACUUACUCUCCUUAGUGGAACUGAAACCACGUUGUUGAAAACACGGCCUGAUAAAUCACAAGUGGAAAGUAUUACUAGUAUCUCUACUAGAAAGCCAUCUGGUUUUACCUUUUCACCAUCAAGUUCUUUAAUCUCUUCAAACAUUUCUCUUCCUUCACUACCCUCAGAUGGAAAAGAAGCAUCACUGACAGCUCUCAGUCCCAUGUAUACAUCCCAUGUUGUACUUCCAGUAACAAAGUCUUCUGACACCUUCUCCACCUCUCAGUAUCAAGCAGAUAAAUUAGUUUCUUCACCUUCUUUGAUACAACUGAUACCAGAAGUAACAACCACACCAAAACAUCCAGUAGAAACUAAAAUAGUUCCUACAGCAUUGAAACCGACAGUCAAAAGUAUAACAGAUACAGUGAAACUUACAGCAGCUGCAGCUCAACCAUCCCUUCCUCCAUCCUCAGUAGGCCCCUUCUCUUGGCAGACAUCUUCAGGAGAUUCAGUACAGACCACAAAGACCAUGGCUAUACCACAUUUUUCUACUCAGAGGGCUAUGGAUCGUCAGACUUCUGAGCCUUCAUUGACAAGCCAAAGCAUUACCCCAGUUUCCCAGUAUCCUGCAGAACCUCUAACUCAAUCCACUGGUCAGCCACGAAGUAUCUUUAGCACUACAAAAGUUAUUUUAUCUUCUGAAAAAGAUAUGUAUUUAACUGAUUCAGUCACACAGCUAUAUGUUUUGCACACUACUCAAACUUCAACAUUUGAAAUACCAUCUGAGGUGCGAACUACUUCCCUAAGUUCACUGCUAAUGGUAUCGGAUCAUCCAAAUGACACAACAGCUCCAUCAGUUUCCCCAUUUCCCUAUUUAUCUACCAAACCACUUUAUGGCUUUACUGCAACAUUUUCAGAUGGAUCGGCAACAGCCGAAGCCAUGUCAGGAGUCACAGCAUCACCUUUUAUGCUGCCUCGAGAAACAUCAGGUCUUCAAACUUGUACACCAAUCACAGAGAAUGAGUGCAUAAAACACAUUUGCUUGGAUGGACAACUGAUCCAAGUUAAUAAGUCGCAGAACUGCCCAUACAAUGCAACUCAACCCAGCUGUGGAGUGUUAGGAUUUGCUACUCAAAUAAAUGGUGACAAAUGCUGCCCAAAGUGGGAAUGUGCAUGUCGUUGCACCAUUUUCUCUGAUCUGAGCAUCGUAACCUAUGAUGGAAAUCAUUUGGCUUUAUUCAAAGAAGCAUCCUACAUUGUUAGUCAAACUCAAGAUGAAACUAUAACCAUCCAUGUCCUUGACUGUAGAAUGAGUAAUCCAAGUUCAACUUCUUUGUGCCUGGCAAUGUUGAAUCUAACCUAUGUAUCAAACCAAAUUAUUAUCAAUCGGUUAAGUAGAAAGAUAACAGUAAAUUCAAGAUCUGCUUGGCCUACUGUUAGAAAAUAUGGAUACAAAGUUGAAGAUUCAGGCUUCAAGUAUGCAGUUGAGACUCCAACCAAAAUCAGAAUUCAGUGGUUUCACAACACAGGGGUGAUGAUUAUUGAGUUUAACAGUACCAGAGAACAGAAUGCUUUGGGACUAUGUGGGGUUUGUGACAGAAGCUUGGAAAAUGACUUGAUGCUACCAAACAGGACAGUUUUAAGCAAAAGCCAUUCCCCAUCAGCUUUUAUAGACAGCUGGCAAGUGCCAGACACAUUAAAGUAUGUCGGAGAAGACAGGCAUCAGGAAACUAAUUGCUCGGUCAUGGACUGCUCAGAGUGCUUAAGAAUGGUGUUGAACCAGACCUUCAGCAGCUGUCAUCCUUAUGUUCCACCUGAGCUAUUCUGUGAUAUAUGGGUUCAGGACACUGAGUACAUUCAAAAUCCCUGCAUUUCACUAGCUGCCUAUGUGGCAAUGUGCAACAAAUUUAACAUUUGCAUAGAGUGGAGGAGCUCUGAUUACUGCCCCUUCUCCUGCUCUGAAAACUUCUCCUAUCAGCCUUGUAUAGCUGCCUGUGAGGUUCCAGAUAGCUGUCAGAACAAGGAGGUUGCUUCUCUGGACUCAGACUCCUGCUCAGUGCUGACAGAAGGCUGUGUCUGUGCUGGAGGGACCAUCCUUCACCGAACUCAUACUGCAGUCUGUAUCCCUGAAGAAAAAUGUGCUUGUACAGACAGCUCAGGAACACCUCAUGCAGUGGGUGAGAUCUGGAAAACGUCUUUGAGUGGAUGCUGUAUGCAAAAAUGUGUUGACAGUGAGACCAUUAUUCCAGUGGAGUACAACUGCUCAGAUAGCCACGAUUUAGACUGCCAGAGAUUUGCAGAAGUGCCAUUGCUUGUUCCUGGUGAUCAGACCUGUUGUCCUCAGAAGAUCUGUAGUUGUAAUCAGAGUCUCUGUGAAACCCUAAUCCCUGAGUGUAAUGCCUUGGAAAAGUUGGUCACUUACUACAGUGAAGAAUCCUGUUGUCCCAGCUAUGUUUGUGAAUGUGAUCCAGAAAAGUGUGAGCCAAUGGAGCAGAUGCCAACCUGUCAAGAUGAUCAGACUCUAAUUGCUGCUCGGGUGGAGAGUACCUGCUGCAUUUCCUAUAUAUGUGCUUGUGGGGCUUGCUCGGAUCAAAUACCCAAAUGUCAAGAAGGAGAAGUUCUUAUUGUGGAUGGCAACACUACAGAGAGGUGUUGUCCUACGUACCAGUGUAUUUGUGAAAUACAUCGUUGUCCUGAAUUCAAAUGUAUGCUAGGCAUGUCUUUGGUGGAGGUGUGGAGCCCAGAGAAGUGCUGCCCCUUUCGGACAUGUGAAUGUGCAUGUGAAACAAUACCCAAGCCUCAGUGCAAACUGGGGCAGAAACUUGAGAUAGAUGAACAGUUUCAGAACAGUACUGAAAAUAUCUGUAACUGUGUUAAGUACAAGUGUGUGAGGGACAAAGUUUGCCUGAGUAAUGAGAGAGGUGUUCUGCUCCCUGGACAGAGAAUCGUGGAACACAGCACAGAUGGCAUUUGCCAUAUUUCUUAUUGUACAGAUGUGAUUGAUCCCUCCACUAAAUACUACCAAAUAAACACAUCUUCGAUAGACUGUGCUGUCAAGUGCAAAGCUAACCAAGUCUAUCAGCCUCCAAAAGAUUUAACAACUUGCUGUGGUAGCUGCAAGAACUUGUCUUGUCUCCACACUUUCAGCAAUGGUACAGUUGGCAAUUUUAAGCCUGGUGCUGUUUGGAUUUCAAACUGCAUCAGAUAUGAAUGCACUAACACAGCAGUAGGACCAGUUCUGGUUUCCUCUUCAGUUGGCUGCCCACCCUUCAAUGAAACCGAGUGCGUGAAGGUUGGAGGCUAUGUUGUGCCGUUCUUAGACGGAUGCUGCAAAACAUGUAAGUGA